UAAAACAAAACGUAAUGUUAAUAAUGAUGGAUAUUAAUAUAUAACAUAGGAUAAAAAUGGUAUAAAAGAAUAAUUUAUUUUAAUGAGAUAAUUAAUUUUGUUCUUUUUUUUUAUUAAGAAAUGACUGAAUGGUUUGUAAUCAAUGCACCAAUUUCAAUUGAAUUGAAUAUAAAUAUGAUGUAAGUAGGUUAUCGAUUAUUGUUUGUAAAAAUUUCUUUUUAAUAAGAGUUUUAUUUCCAUGAUGUUGCUCAUCCUCAUUGUAUUUUCUGUGAUCGAGAACGACUUAACCAUGAAGUUUUAGCUGUUAUUUAUGGUAUGGAACAAAAACAUCAGAUUACCUUUUGUUUUUUAUUUCAAAAUAUGUUGUUAUAUGUGAAUUAAGAUUGAAAAUUAAUUCUAUACUGAAUUAUAAAAAAUAGUUGGGCUCCACAUUGGAAUAAAAAGGUAUAAUUAAAGAAAAAAAUAUUAUUUAAAUAAAUCAUUUUUAUUUAUAGGAUUAUUAUCGUUUAUAUCGUAGUGAUGGAACAUGUCAAGUCGAUUUAAUGUGUUCAUCAGUUAUUGUUAAUUAA
Rotaria sp. Silwood2 is the source of this 569-nucleotide messenger RNA. NCBI's taxonomy places the organism in Eukaryota, Metazoa, Rotifera, Eurotatoria, Philodinida, Philodinidae. The record is from the annotation of a GenBank genome assembly.